Molecule: messenger RNA, 1527 nt
Organism: Parnassius mnemosyne (clouded apollo)
Lineage: Eukaryota; Metazoa; Arthropoda; Insecta; Lepidoptera; Papilionidae
Source: the annotation of a GenBank genome assembly
AUGGUGCUUAUAGCAGCUACAGUUUGUACAAAAUCGGGGAAAGCCCUAGUCUCUCGACAAUUUGUCGAAAUGACAAAAGCACGUAUAGAAGGCUUACUAGCUGCAUUUCCAAAACUAAUGACCGGAGGCCGUCAGCACACAUUUGUAGAAACUGAGUCAGUUAGAUAUGUAUACCAACCUCUUGACAAGCUGUACAUGUUACUUAUCACAACUAAAGCUAGUAACAUUCUGGAAGACUUGGAAACUUUAAGGCUUUUUAGUAGAGUUGUGCCAGAGUACUGCACGCAACUAACCGAAACAGAGGUGCUGAAUCAAGCCUUCAACUUAUUGUUCGCAUUUGAUGAAAUUGUUGCACUCGGAUACAGAGAAAGUGUGAACUUGGCCCAGGUUCGCUCCUUUGUGGAAAUGGAUUCUCAUGAAGAGAAAAUUUAUCAAGCUGUAAGACAGACUCAAGAGAGAGAAGCGGCUAACCGUAUGCGUGAACGCGCGAAGGAACUUCAAAGGGAAAGGCUGGAGGCAGCGAAACGCGGCCAAAAUCCGCGCUCCAAUGUAUCAUUUGGCAGUGGUUUCGGAAGUUCUUCCAUGCCACCAUCUUCUACCAGCGAGCCCAUGAUAGAAAAAAUACCAACUACCCCGGCGCGUGAAAAUCGUCCGACAAUUCGUUCCGCUAUGAAGCUUGGCUCGCGGGGCACUGAUGCGGACUCGUUCGUGUCGCGGCUGGCGAAGGAGGGAGACGUUGCCGCUAUAACGCCACAAAUCGCCGCUGCCACUAAGGACAUCGCGCCAAUCGCCGCUGAUCACAAAGACGUACACUUACGAUUUGAAGAGAGGCUGAGCUUGACGGCUGGGCGUGACGGCGACAUACAGAACUUUGAACUCUCUGGCCUUCUAACACUGAGGAUCACAAAUGAACAGUACGGUCGCAUUCAUGUGCACAUCGACAAUAAAGAUACAAGGCCUUUACAGUUGCAGACCCAUCCUAACGUAGACAAAGAGGCAUUCCGUUCGAGCGGUGUGAUUGGUCUCAAACAAGUGCAGAGACCGUUCCCAAUGAACAGCGACGUCGGAGUGUUAAAAUGGCGGCUCACUAGCUCGAAUGAUGAUAAGUUAGCUCCACUAUCAGUGAACUGUUGGCCAUCAGAAGGAACUGGCGGUGGCUGCGAUGUAAACAUAGAGUUUGAGUUAGAGCAAGAACAUCUCACCCUCACCGAUGUGAAUAUCAACAUUCCUUUGCCAUCUGGCAACACAACUUUGGUAGUACAUCAGUGGGAAGGUAGCUAUACGCAAAAAGGACGCACAUUGCUUUGGAACAUUCCAGUUGUAAAUAAACAACAAAAAACUGGCAGUCUGGAAUUCACUGUAACUCCGGCGAUACCUAACGACUUCUUCCCAAUAACUGUCACCUGGACGUCGGACACGUCACUAGCUCAACUGACAGCUGUCAAAGUGACGCAAGCCGACGACGGCUCUCCGGUGGACUUCUCGCAAGACAUCAGCUUCCGCCCGGACAAAUAUGAAAUUGUGUAA